Entrophospora sp. SA101 is the source of this 570-nucleotide messenger RNA. The record is from the annotation of a GenBank genome assembly. Lineage: Eukaryota; Fungi; Glomeromycota; Glomeromycetes; Entrophosporales; Entrophosporaceae.
AUGCUUCGACAACAUGAUUCAACCAUUGACAACGCUGAAACAACUUCAAAUGACCAUAAUACAGAAUAUGAUAGCUUAUCGUCGUCGUCAUCAUCAAUUAUCGAUGAAGAUAUCGAUUUUGAUUUAGUUUAUUCAAUGCAUACAUUUGAAGCUACUGUUGAAGGUCAAGCAAGUGUAGAAAAAGGUGGUACAGAGUCAUUUGGAUUAGCAGGCGAUACAUUGUUAUUAUUUACUGUUUGUUUGAUAGGAAUUCCAGCAGGCUUUCUUUUCGAUUUAUUUUUGUUUGAUUUGUUUAUUGAAGCAGAUAUUAGAGAAAUUCCGGAACUGGGUGAAUUGGUUGCUUCAAAAAUCAUUGAUCAGGUUAGUGAUGAUAAUUGGAGUGAGAUAUUAUUUAUUGGUUGGAAGACAAAAAAUUAUUCUUUGAAAAAUGCUGCGCUCAGUUAUAUUCGUAUUAAUUGGGAAAAAAUUAAGCGAGGUAGAAAGAUCAAUGAAGUGAUAGCACAUGGUGAUAUGGAGUUAAUCGAUGAAUUAAUGUAUACCAUUUGUUUUGGUGUAAUCCUUGCGUUUUAA